Messenger RNA from Aphanomyces invadans, 1455 nucleotides. RefSeq lists its product as hypothetical. NCBI's taxonomy places the organism in Eukaryota, Oomycota, Saprolegniomycetes, Saprolegniales, Verrucalvaceae. Bases 29 to 1075 code for a protein of 348 amino acids. The transcript has 7 exons. The record is from RefSeq and is a predicted model, not a curated record.
GUCGAAGAGCAAUCCCAGGUCGAGCGCCAUGGCGACCGAGGCGACGGAAGGCGAAGUUUUGGGCCGGUACGAGCAGCGCCUGGCUGAGAAGUACCGUUUUGCUCUACAUGUGAUCAUCGACCACAUGGCGUGCUUCGUGAGCUUGUUCCACCACACGCAAAUCGAGCUGAAGAGCCUCGAGGCGCUCGCGCAAAAGAAAAUGCCGCAGAUGCUGCCGUUCUUGAGCGUCGUUCAUGACAAGAUCAACUACGUAACGCAAGCGACUCCGCUCUUCUUAGGAUAUGACCACUUAGUCACGUACAUCAAGGUGCUGCAGCAAGAGAAGCACAACUUUGAUCCACGACCGCAGCCGUGGAACGCCCUGCGGCUCUACGACAACGAGUACCAAGAUCAAUUUGCGAGCAAAGUGCAAGUGUUCACGACGCUGUAUCAAGAACUGGAUGCGCGAUUGCCCGAAUUUCUCGUCGAAGUCGAACGCCACGCGCCGCUGCUGCAACUGCUGUCCCAGAAGCGCGAGGACAUGUUCGCCCUCCUCCGAAAGGUGCAUGCUGCCAACCACUUGCCACAGAACAUGAAGAAACACAAAGCCGAGCUGAAAUCGGCGUACCAGCGGAGCUUGGUCAAGUACAAGCACGCGCUCCAGGCGAGUCCGAUCAAGCUGGAGAAACAAAUCCAACACGAGAUUCGCCACUUUACGCAGCACAUGCACUCGAUGGUGGCUCGUCACUGGCAAAUUUGCCACACGUUGACCCGCGCCAACGCAGAAGUCACCCCCGACUGUUCACUCACCGCCCGCGACGUACAGCUCAUCGACGACUUCAUCAAGGACGUGCUGCGACUACACGACGAUGUGGGCGACUUUUGCAGCACGGCCAUGGCCAAGGACGCAUUCCUAGAGCAGAUCACUGCAUUUGAAACAGCUGCCUCCCAUGAUUGGUUUGUCGUGUGUACGAGCCCGCUCAAGUUGAAUUUCCACGAGCCGCUGGACCAGCCUCUGUUUGGCGCGUACUGCGACGACCUGCAGCACCGCAUGAAGGAGUUGCAUGUGAGCCAGCUCGUUUCUGUCGCUCCCUGACAUCGACUCGACACAGACCCUGCGCAACUCCAACAAGUAUCAAUCGGCCGUAGCGUAUUGCGAAGCAACUCGAGCCGAAGUUGGCCAGUGCUUCGCCCGACUGCAGAGCUCGCAAUCGUAUCAUCCCACGCAAGACUGCUCCAAGGAAGAGGCGUUGGCAGCGCUCAAGGUCGAGAUCCAAAGCUUGGCGGCGGCAGAUGGCCUCACCGUGUGAUUCAAGCAAUGAGCCAACUGCACAUCGGGUCGUCCCGACGUGGACGAUGGGCGGGCGCCAGUGCAGUGGAAGGAUUCCAGUGUUUUGGCAGAUACGACGUCGUGUGUACUAAUCCGAACAACGAGCGUAACGAUGGCCGGCCCAAUGUCGACCGUCGAUGAGGAUG